This is a messenger RNA of Mangifera indica (mango), 1987 nucleotides long. RefSeq names its product laccase-7. Gene Ontology annotation, cellular component: apoplast. Gene Ontology annotation, molecular function: copper ion binding; hydroquinone:oxygen oxidoreductase activity. Gene Ontology annotation, biological process: lignin catabolic process. Lineage: Eukaryota; Viridiplantae; Streptophyta; Magnoliopsida; Sapindales; Anacardiaceae. The coding region runs from base 101 to 1801 and encodes 566 amino acids. The transcript has 6 exons. The record is from RefSeq and is a predicted model, not a curated record.
CCCUCAUAUUUUUCUUAUAAAUAGAGCUUGCCAUUCUCUCUGUGUCUUCAUUGUUUCUUAAAACCCUAUUUUGUCAAGUGUCUUCGUUCUUCUUUUCAGCAUGGCACGUUCUAUAGGUCUGCUAGUGUGUGCUUUUGUGCUUGUGGCUUGUUCUUCAAUGGCUUCUGCGGCAAUCGUGGAGCACACAUUUCAUGUGCAAAACUUGACCAUCGGACGGUUGUGCAAUCAGCAAGUGAUAACUGCUGUAAACGGAAGUCUCCCUGGCCCAACCAUACGCGUUCAUGAGGGUGACACCCUUAUUGUUCAUGUCUUCAACAAAUCACCCUAUAAUCUUACCAUCCACUGGCAUGGAAUAUUUCAAAUACUCAGUGGGUGGGCAGAUGGACCUAGCAUGGUAACUCAAUGUCCAAUAAGACCUGGAGGUAAAUACACCUACAAAUUUACGAUCAUCAACCAGGAAGGGACCCUGUGGUGGCAUGCUCACGUCUCAUGGCUGCGCGCCACCGUCUACGGUGCUCUUAUCAUUCGCCCAAGAGCUGGUCAAGCCUAUCCAUUCCCUAAACCUCACAAGGAAGUUCCCAUCUUACUGGGUGAGUGGUGGAAUGCCAAUGUUGUCGAUGUUGAGAACCAGGCUCUCGCCACUGGUGGUGGUCCUAAUGUUUCCGAUGCUUACACCAUUAAUGGAAGGCCCGGAGACCUCUACCCUUGCUCUCAAAAUCAAACAUACAAGCUCAAGGUGAAACAUGGAGAGACUUAUCUGUUGCGUAUAAUCAACGCUGCACUCAAUAACCAGCUCUUCUUCAAGAUAGCUAAUCACAAUUUAACAGUGGUGGCCGUCGACGCCGCUUACACAACGCCAAAGGUCACCGACGUUGUGGUGAUUGCCCCUGGCCAGACCACCGACGUCCUCCUCAAGGCCAACCAGCCAGCGGGCUCUUAUUACAUGGCGGCUCAUGCUUAUUCUAGCUCGCCAUUCCCCUUCGAUAACACUACCACCAGAGCCAUCAUCGAAUACCAAGGUUCAAACUCAGCCACUCCGAUCAUGCCAGUCCUUCCAGCUUUCAACGACACGCCAACCGCUCACAGCUUCUACAGUAACUUAACCAGCUUAGAAGGGUGCCCCCACUGGGUCCCCGUGCCACGUCAUGUGGACGAGCAUAUGUUUGUGGCCUUUGGAUUGGCGCUGGAACCUUGCGUAACAAACGCCACGUGUCAAGGUCUAAACGGUCAACGAUUCUCUGCUAGUAUGAACAACCAGUCCUUCCAGCUCCCAACAAGUCUGUCAAUGUUGCAAGCCUUCUUCUUCAACAAUGAGAACGGAGUCUACACGGCCGAUUUCCCCAACAAGCCGCCUGUUACGUUUGACUUCACAAAUAGCAGUUUCAACAACGCCACGUCACUUCUGUUUGCACCAAAGUCGACGAGGGUCAAAAAACUCAAGUUCAAUUCGACAGUGGAGAUUGUCCUGCAAAACACGGCUUUGAUCACAACAGAGAAUCAUCCCAUGCACCUUCACGGUUUUGACUUCUACGUGUUGGCUCAAGGGUUUGGAAACUAUAACAAAACGAGGGAUAGGAAAAAAUACAAUCUCGUCAACCCACAAAGGCGAAACACCAUUGCUGUACCAGUUGGAGGCUGGGCUGUCAUCAGAUUCACCGCAAAUAAUCCAGGUGUUUGGUUCUUGCACUGUCAUUUGGACGUUCACUUGCCCUGGGGUUUGGCUACAGCUUUUGCAGUGGAAAACGGACCGACGCCGUCGACUACGCUGCCUCCACCUCCAGAGGAUCUGCCCUACUGUUAGUUGCAUUCUGAAACAAAACUAUUACACUAGCUAGCUCCGAUUGCUUUCGGAAAUCAAUCCUUUUGUAUCUGUUUGGCUUUCAAUGUCAUAAUUUUUUUCGGUUUUGAAAAUUUUCGAUGUAAUAAUUUACUGCUUCAUAUUUGUUAGCUGAAAUGAAUCAAAGUCUAUUUUUACUUUUUAUGUAAA